Molecule: messenger RNA, 522 nt
Organism: Protopolystoma xenopodis
Lineage: Eukaryota; Metazoa; Platyhelminthes; Monogenea; Polystomatidea; Polystomatidae
Source: the annotation of a GenBank genome assembly
AUGGCGACGGCAGCCGCCGCCGCGGCUGCUACCGCGGAAUUUGGAUUGGCGGAUGGGCCACUGGUGAAGCCGGCGGAAGUGGCGGAGGCGGAGGAAGCGGAGGGAGUGGAUGGCGAAGAUGAGGAAGAAGAAGAGGAGGAGGAGGAAGAGGAGGAGGAGGGAGAGGGAGAAGGGAGAAGGGUGGAGGAAGAAGAGAGGCCGUUGUUGAGCCCAAUUACGGGGGCCAUGGCGGCCGAGGUGGAAAGGCAAAAAGGAGACGAGAAGCCCUGGCCGCCGAGACACAAAGGAGGGGCGGUGGAAGAGCAUGCGGAAAGGCAGGAGGUAGCAGAAGAGGAGGACGAUGCGGAUGAGGAGGAGGAGGAGGAGGAGGACGAUGAAGAGGAAGAGGAGGAAGAAGAGGAAGAGGAGGAGGAGGAAGAGGAUGAGCAGGAGGGCAGUGAGGUGGACGAAGUGGCGGGGCAAAGUCGAAAAGGUACCGGCAAUCCACAGGCGAGAGCGGCGGCCGUGGCCGCUGUCUGCUGA